Daktulosphaira vitifoliae (grape phylloxera) is the source of this 762-nucleotide messenger RNA. RefSeq lists its product as uncharacterized. The record is from RefSeq and is a predicted model, not a curated record. Lineage: Eukaryota; Metazoa; Arthropoda; Insecta; Hemiptera; Phylloxeridae. The transcript is spliced from 3 exons. Bases 1 to 762 code for a protein of 253 amino acids.
AUGAGCACGAAGACGCAAAAAUUGUUUGCCCAGCUCAAAAAAUUGCGUGGAAAACCUACAAUUCCGUUUAAGAAACAGGCUCCUGUCAAUAAAAAAAAGUACUUGAGUGACAAUCCUAAAAUUGAAUCCAAUAUUAAAACUACAGCAAAAGACAUGCCUAAGCGUUCGUACCGCAAAUCUACUCGAUCCAUAGCAGUUCCAGUAGAAAACUAUGAACCGUUCGCCAAAGAAAUAAUAGAAAAAAUUGACCGAUCACGUGCAUCUUAUUGGAAGGACCCUCACGAAAUACUCGUAGAACUGUUUUCAACACAAUUUGACGAAUCAUCUACGAAAAGAAAAGUCGAACAUGACGAUGAGACUUAUGUAGUUGAACGUCAAAAAAGUUACGAAAAUAUGGAUAUACAUCCUACUAAUUCGGUUAAGUCGACUGAACUAUGUAAUAGUUCACAAUCGUUGAAAAGGGCAAAUACAUUUGAUGGAUAUGAGCCAUCGAAGAGGUGUAAAUACUCAAGCUGCGUAGAGUUUCACUCGAGUAAAUACAAAGAAAAUAGAGUAGUGUUGAAAUUAAGGGCCACAUCUUCAACAUCUGAUUCAGACGACGAAUCGAAAAAUAAAGACGAUUCAGAAACUGACUAUGAUUGCGAUGGACUUUUCUCUAACACAACACGGUCUACAGACGCUCUCGACGCAUGUAAAUCAUCGAAUAGACUCAAAUACUCGAGUAGCGUUGAGAUUUACUUGGCCCAANUUCAAAUACUCUAG